AGAACUGCAAACUACUCGUCUUCUUCUUCUGUCUCUCUUUAUUUCGAUACUUGUGCAUCUGCCAGUUACUUAGCUAAUUGUGCGAAGUUUCUGUUGUAUAUUAUAAUAAAGGCCAGAUUGCCAGAUAGGAAGAACAGACGAAGACACACACACACAAUAAAUUUAUAGGAAUAACCCAAUAAAGGAAGAAGAAGAAGAAGAAUUUAUAGGUUAAGUUUGACAAAAGAUUUGAUUUGAAUUUUGCUGAGUUUUGUAAAACUAAAAUUAUUUUAAAUCAUGAGGCUUUUCUACGCCUUGUUUAGGAGGAGACAUAUGCCCAAUGGAAAUAUAUACACAGGGAAACAUCGUAUUUGGAAGCAGCCAACGAUUAAAGAUGUCUUAAAACUGAAAAUAGAACUUGAGGAGGAAGAGAAGAACAUGCAUUAUUUAAGACAUCCAUAUUUGACUCUGGAACAAUCUUCUGGUCAUGCUCGAGCUCUUGGUAAAAAUGAGGCAAAUUAUAUAAAGACCAAAACUAAACAAAAACCAUUUUAUGAAAAGGUAACAAUAGAAUCCCGACUAGCACAUUUAAGAGUAAAAGAAGGAUGGGAUUAGUUGUAAUUUGUAAUUUUUUUAGAAUAGAAUAGGGUUGAUUUAAUAAAUUAUUGAAAGUU
This is a messenger RNA of Diabrotica virgifera virgifera (western corn rootworm), 653 nucleotides long. Its product is annotated as ribosomal protein 63, mitochondrial. Bases 277 to 594 code for a protein of 105 amino acids. Gene Ontology annotation, cellular component: mitochondrial ribosome. The transcript has 2 exons. Gene Ontology annotation, molecular function: structural constituent of ribosome. Gene Ontology annotation, biological process: mitochondrial translation. NCBI's taxonomy places the organism in Eukaryota, Metazoa, Arthropoda, Insecta, Coleoptera, Chrysomelidae. The record is from RefSeq and is a predicted model, not a curated record.